GUAUGCACAUGCCCCCUUUUGCCAGUCAUUCAGGCAUAAUGCUUCAUGGUGUGCCUGUCAAUGGAUCUUUUCAAUUUACAAAUGUUAUAUCCCCUAACCAAACUUUUUGGCCUCCAGUACAAUUGACCCUCCAUGAGCCUGCCCCCAUUUGUUUUCAAAUUAAAGAGGGGAAAGAAUCAUGGGGCAUAUAUCCAAACUGCCAAUAUACAUUGAAAUUCACUUUUAAUAGCUCUUGUUCUCUUACAGGAACAUACAGUGACCAAUCUCAGUGCUAUAGAAGCAAUACCAGUGCAUGGCUAAAAACUAGGAAAGAAACCUACCAUGCAAAUUGGAGUCUGAAUUCUUCUAUCCCUGGCUUAGCAAAUGCCACAGAUGAGCAAUUUCAUAUCAGUUCCUUAUUUACUGCAGCCUUUAAUUGGUCCCAACAGAGUAGUAAUAUCAGCUAUUUGCUCCAAAGAGAGUUAUGGUUGCUUUGUGGCGAAAAAGCAUACAAAGCCAUUCCUCGAAACCUCACAGGCACAUGUACAUUGGGUCUCGUGGUUCCGUUGUUGUAUAAGGUUGAUAAGUUACCAUCUUCUCUUAGACUACGAAAUCGUCAGGAGGUUAAUUCACCCAUAAUUCAAUAUAUCAGUACCCAGAUCUCUCGGGCCUUGCUGCCCUCAGUGGGCGCAGCAAUGAACUAUAGGGAUCUCCAUCGGCUAGCAAAUUGGACUGAAGGAUUAUUCAAUGAUACCAUAAAAGCUUUGAAGGAACUCAACCAGGAGGUGUCUGCAAUGAGACAGGUGGUUUUACAGAAUCGUUAUACUUUGGAUGUGAUUUUAGCCUCAAAAGGAGGAGUUUGUGCACUUCUUCAUUCUCAUUGUUGUAUGUUUAUUCCUGAUAAUAAUGUCAGCAUAUCUGCGACGAUCAACCAUAUGGAAACCAUGGUAGCCCACAAUCCGUUUGCCCCCCCUCCUUCCGCUGAUCCAUGGGCAUGGUUAUAUUCUUGGCUUCCAGAUGGGAGUUGGCUUCGACAUUUAUUGAUUAUAGUGAUCAUUAUAGUAGUUAUUUGCAUUAUUUUGUGUUGCUGUAUACAAUGUAUUCCUUCUUUAAUCUCUAUAUGUACUGCAUGGUUCUCCCGUCAGCGGCCUGCUUCCGGCCUCACAAGAGUCGCCUAUCACGCUCGAUAUAACCGUAUUGGUACUGACAUAUAUGACUCUGAUUAAUAAAAUAAAGAAAGAGGGCAUGUGGGAGCCAUGAAGUCAUGGCAAAGGCUUGUAGCGCCACCUGGUGCCUCGCUGACCUCG
Molecule: messenger RNA, 1286 nt
Organism: Podarcis raffonei (Aeolian wall lizard)
Lineage: Eukaryota; Metazoa; Chordata; Lepidosauria; Squamata; Lacertidae
Product: endogenous retrovirus group PABLB member 1 Env polyprotein-like
Exons: 2
Coding region: 3-1205 (400 amino acids)
Source: RefSeq, a predicted model, not a curated record